Mytilus trossulus (common blue mussel) is the source of this 2000-nucleotide messenger RNA. RefSeq lists its product as uncharacterized. The record is from RefSeq and is a predicted model, not a curated record. The coding region runs from base 187 to 1050 and encodes 287 amino acids. The transcript has 2 exons. NCBI's taxonomy places the organism in Eukaryota, Metazoa, Mollusca, Bivalvia, Mytilida, Mytilidae.
CAAUAGGUAACCCGAUUUAAUCGAAAGUGCUAUAUUGUUAAGGAAGUGCACUUGCAAAUACUUAAUCUACUCGACAAUAAAUAAAGAACAGAAUUUAUAUAUUUUAAAGGAAAUUAUGACGUCUUAAUCACGCAGGUAUAUUAGCAACGAUGCGAUCUAAAUAGCAACGCCACAGAGAUACAUAGUAUGAGUAAAACUGUCAAAGAUCGGUCUCUAGAGAUCUAUCAUAAUUUAUGUGAUAUCAUUGGAUCAGAGGAAGUUGUGAAAACAAGGAGAAACAUAUUUUGUGCAUUAGAUAGUGUUUAUCGAAUUCCACGUUUAACAGUUAUAAGUAGUGGAAGUAAAGCAGAAGGUUUAGACCUAGAUGGAAGUGAUUAUGAUCAAAUGGUGGUUGAAAAAUGUUUCUGUGUUUAUGAGGAUUUGAGUAAAUUUUCAUCAAAUAAGAGAAGUAUAAUCAUGGACACCAGUGAUACAAAACCAGGAUUUACGAAGCUCAGGCUGUUUGAUCAACGAUUAAUAUGUGUACCGUAUAUAAACCAGAUUGUGGAGGUUGUAGAAGGCGAAGCGUACAUUUCAAGUAAAUCAUUUCGGGAGUACAAUUUGUCAGAUGACAUGAUAAUCCAUGGACCAUGCAGAUCGUUAUCAAAUGAUACGUAUGAUUGUGCGUGUUGUUUGCAGUGUAGAGAAUGGAUAACGCCUGCUCAUCGAUGGUUUUUCAGAUCCAGAUCGUCAUGGCCAGAUCAUAGGUUAGUUAUGUCUGUAGUAAAGGAAGGCGUUUUAUUUGUGCCUAUUGGCUGCAGAGGAUCAGCUAAUGAAGAUUUGGAAUGGCGAAUAUCAUUUUCAAUGGCAGAGAAGCAACUUAUAUUUUCUUUUUCUCAUGCACAGUUAUUAUGUUACGCAUUGCUGAAAAUAAUUUUAAAAGACAUAAUUAAGAGCAAACACGGGGAUCUUAUUUGUUCCUACUUUCUUAAAACUAUAAUGUUCUGGUUAUGUGAAGAAUCAAGUCCUUCAGAAUUGCAUCCUGGAAAUAUUAUUUCCUGUAUAAUAUGAUCUGUAUUAGACGACUGAUUUACUGCGUGGAAUAUAAAACUUGUCUUCAUUAUUUUAUUCCAGAGAACAACCUUUUCGAAGGCAGAUUUACUGAUAACCAACAUAAUAUUUUACUAAAUACAUUGCAUAAUCUAUACAAUUCAUUCUGGGACAACAUUAAGUGUACGAACACAUUUCAAAGGUUUAGAGAAGAACAAAUAAUGUCAUCUUUCCCUUAUUUGACAGCGUCUUCACUAUCAUGCUUACCAUACACCAGUAGUGUGGUUUCAUUUACGUGUUUUAUAAACAUAAAACAAACCAUCACGUGUUUAAUUGACAAUAACCAUAAUGAAAUUAGUGCAUACAUGUUGGCCCUGAUUUCAAACCAAUGGAUUCAAUCACCAUAUCAUGCAUAUGGAAACAACUUUAAAAGGAGAAACAAAUCUGUGUACAAACAAUACCAGAUACAUUUCAAUUGCCUCAAUACAGGGAUAUAUUCUGACGUCAAUACCGCAUGGUCAUUGCUGGCAUCAUUUUUUUAUAAACAUGAUAGAUUUCAUGAAUGUAUAUAUAUUGUGAACUACUGUUUGUCAAAAUGUACUCCUGAUAAAAUUAUGUUACGUUUAGAAAAUAGAUUAUGCGAACAGACCUAUUUCCAAAGAGUCAAGAAAGCAGUAGGAAUUACGUUAGCAUGCAAACAUUUAAUCAUUGAUAUGGUGUUGUUUAAAAAACCAUAUCACUUAUUUCCAGUAGAAUUGUUCCCUAUAAUUCCACAAGAUGUUAGAAAAGACAUAUUCAGAAUUCCUGCUGUGGUGUAUUUGAAUAUGUUAUCGUUUUUGUGUUUAUAUCAUCUUGGAGAUGAUAGAGGCAAACUAAAUGCUCUCAGGGAUCUAGAACUAACAAUUCGAAAAAAGUUUUUCAUUUUUCCGUGUAACUUGUAUUACCAAAUUGCAAACAAAUGUCUACAAAUU